Molecule: messenger RNA, 1535 nt
Organism: Nelumbo nucifera (sacred lotus)
Lineage: Eukaryota; Viridiplantae; Streptophyta; Magnoliopsida; Proteales; Nelumbonaceae
Product: putative purple acid phosphatase 20
Molecular function (GO): acid phosphatase activity; metal ion binding
Source: RefSeq, a predicted model, not a curated record
CCUUCGGCUUCCAGCCUUCCAUCGUCCAUCCGGCCUCUCCUGUCCCGAACCCAUUACAUAUUUACAUUGUCUGCUUUCAGCUUUCUCCCUCUCGUCUUGUGCCGCUGCUGGUUUUCAUUCUUCACUCGCUGUCCGCCAUGGCUGUUCGAGGGCUGUUUCUGACCAUGGCUCUCGGGUUCGCCUUCGCCGGCUUCCUUCGCUGCGUGGUCUCGUAUGAUCGUCCCCCACCGCGUGAUACCCUGGUUAUUCCUCUACACAAAGAUCUCGACUCAACUUCGCCCCAGCAGGUGCAUAUAUCUUUGGUGGGUAAGGACAAGAUGAGAAUAACGUGGAUUACGGUGGAUUCAACUCCAGCUACAGUAGAAUAUGGUAUAUCUUCGGGGSUAUACGGUUACUCUGCAACCGGAAGUACGUACUCGUAUGAGUACGUCACUUACAAAUCUGGAGAAAUACACGAUGUUGUCAUCGGUCCAUUGGAGCCGGAUAUGGUUUAUUACUACCGAUGCGGAUCGAACCCGGCUCGUGAAUUCAGCUUCAAAACUCCGCCGGCUCAGCUUCCCAUUAAAUUUGCCGUGGCAGGUGAUCUGGGUCAGACCGGGUGGACAGACUCGACCCUCCAGCAUAUUGAAGGAUCAAACUAUGAUGUGUUGAUAUUGCCCGGAGACCUAUCUUAUGCAGACUGUUACCAGCCGCUGUGGGAUUCUUUUGGUCGUCUAGUGGAGCCUCUUGCCAGUCAACGCCCUUGGAUGGUGACACAGGGCAACCACGAGGUAGAGAAGAUCCCCAUCGUCCACUCCCAUUCCUUCACAUCCUACAAUGCCAGGUGGCAUAUGCCCUUUGAGGAGAGUGGGUCYAACUCCAACCUCUACUACUCCUUCGAAGUUGCCGGAGUUCAUGUCAUCAUGUUGGGAUCAUACACAGACUUCGGCCCAAGCUCAGGCCAGUUCAGGUGGCUUGGAGACGACCUGGCGAAGGUGAGCAGAGAGAGGACUCCAUGGCUGGUUGUGCUCAUCCAUGCGCCUUGGUACAAUUCAAAUGCUGCCCACCAAGGAGAAUACGAAGCCCAAGGCAUGAGGGAAGCCAUGGAGAAGUUGCUUUUUGAUGCUCGCGUCGACGUAGUUCUUGCCGGCCAUGUCCACGCCUAUGAACGCUUCACUCGAAUCUACGAUGGACAAGCCAAUAACUGUGGACCAGUUCAUAUCACCAUUGGCGACGGUGGCAAUCGUGAAGGCCUUGCCAAGAAUUUCAUGGACCCCCAACCCAAAAUAUCGGCUUUCAGGGAGGCAAGUUUCGGGCAUGGCCGAUUGGAGGUGGUGAAUGCUAGUCAUGCAUUGUGGAGUUGGCAUAGGAAUGACGACGAUGAACCAGUCGUAGCUGACACAAUCUGGAUUAGAAGCCUCAUAGCAGAUCCGGCUUGCAAGCGAAUGUAAUAUAAAUUAUAGAAACGUUUUUAAAACUUCGUGGAAUCCUCCUGAUUCCUGAGCAUACAAAAGAAGAGAAAUAGAAAAAGAUUGUUUACCAUUGUGAUUCUGAUU